AUGGGAAACCCAAGUAAUGGCGAAGACAUCGACCCACAAACCCUCGAGAGCGGAAAGGAGUCCUACGGCGACGACCAUGCCCCUUCAUCGCAAAGCAAGAAACUUGUGCUGAAGCAAGACCUUCGUAUCGUUCCCUUGAGCGCUGGGAUUUAUCUCUUAUGCUUCUUAGACCGGAGCAACAUAGGCAAUGCGAAAGUUCUCAACGAAGACACUGGCGACGACCUGUUGGACGAGACCAACAUGACCAACACGCAAUAUGUCAUCGCUUUGAUGCUGUUCCUGGUCGCUUACGGUCUCUUCGAGGUCCCUUCGAAUUACAUGCUCAAACGACUCAGCCCGAGCAGAUGGAUUGCCUUUCUCAUGCUGGUCUGGGGUGCUAUCACAAUGGGCUUGGGCGGCUCGCAUGACUUUGCUACUGUGACUGCGCUCCGCUUUCUGUUGGGUGUGUUUGAAGCUGGCCUCUUUCCGGGUCUUGUUUAUUACCUCACAUUCUGGUAUCGGACCGAGGAGAGAUCCAUCCGCGUUGCGUUCAUCCUAGCAUCUGCAACGUUAGCUGGAGCUUUCGGUGGGGCGAUUGCAUAUGGUGUCGGCCACAUGAAUAACGUUUCCGGACUGAGUGCAUGGAGGUGGCUGUUCAUACUGGAAGGCCUACCUUCUCUCCUCUCCGCGGUUCUCGUCUGGUUCUUCCUCCCAGACUAUCCCGAGACAGCAAGUUGGCUGAACGAAGACGAACGAUCGCUUGCAGUAGAGCGGCUGAAGGUUGAAGGUUCCCAUGGACAUAGCCCUCAUUUGACUUGGGAGGAGGCUCGGGCGACGCUGACUGACUGGCGGCUUUACGUCCAUUACGCCGUCUACUUCGGAAUCUCAACCCCCUUCUCCUCCCUCUCACUCUUUACACCGACCAUCACAUGUGGCCUCGGAUACGACGGUCUUCGAGCCAAUCUCAUGACCGUUCCUCCUUACGCAGUGGCCUACGUUGUCCAGGUCCUCACCAGCUGGUCAGCCGAUCACUUCAACGCCCGUGGUCUACAUUCAGCUGUAAUGGCAGCCAUCGGCGCUCUAGGCUUCCUAGUCUCAGCUGUACUGCCCCCAGACGCCUACCUCCACCGCUACGGCUGCUUGAUCGUUGCGGCAUCAGGAGCCUUCAGCUGCAUCCCACCUCUUCUCGGAUGGCUGAGCUCGAACGUCUUCUCCACGGCAUCGAUUGGUCUGGUGAUUGCUUUGAACAUUAGCUUUGGCGCACCAGGACAGAUCACUGGUGUUUGGAUCUACAAGGCUGGCGAAGCCGAAAUUGGCUAUCCAACCGGUCACUGGGUCAAUUGCGGGCUGCUGUUCUUCGUUGCGGUGGGAUGCGUUUGCUUGAACCUUUACUAUCGAAGUUUGAACAAGAAAGUCAGAGCGAGCGGAGGUGGUCGGCUGUACAAAUACUGA
Molecule: messenger RNA, 1431 nt
Organism: Saxophila tyrrhenica
Lineage: Eukaryota; Fungi; Ascomycota; Dothideomycetes; Mycosphaerellales; Extremaceae
Exons: 5
Coding region: 1-1431 (476 amino acids)
Biological process (GO): transmembrane transport
Cellular component (GO): membrane
Molecular function (GO): transmembrane transporter activity
Source: RefSeq, a predicted model, not a curated record